Molecule: messenger RNA, 1159 nt
Organism: Fopius arisanus
Lineage: Eukaryota; Metazoa; Arthropoda; Insecta; Hymenoptera; Braconidae
Exons: 2
Coding region: 180-863 (227 amino acids)
Source: RefSeq, a predicted model, not a curated record
ACUCAACCCCUUCACUUUAGUCAAUCCUCUUUGGAACAUACUGUAUGUUCACGGUUCCAGUGUCUGUAAAAUUUUUAAAACUCGAAAAAAAUGAAUUAAACAAUGACCCCAUCACAGUAAAAUAAUUCUUCGGACUAAAAUCUUCUUAGGAUAUCAAAGAAUAAUUAGCGAAUGAAGAAAUGAUUAAACUCCUGAGAUUCAUCACUCUCCAAAUAAGUAAGAAUGGAGUGAAUAAUCCUCGGUGCGAACGAAUUCCUAGUGUUUUGAGGACAUCGUACCGUCAUGGAAGCUUCACCAAACUUCCUGGAAAGGUAAUAAGCCCCAAAAGCGAGACAGCUCUUCGAAAAAAAGACAAACUUGCCCCAACCUUCGAGCUAAUCUACAGAAGUAACCUGACGAGCUACGUAAUCUGGCUCUACCCAUUAUCCAUAACGUCCUACAUCCUCGUGGGAUUCGCCUACUACUACUUCAAAAUUCACCUGCAAGAUGUGUCGUUUCCAAUCAAGUCAGUAGCUGCUCCCGUGGGUUACAACAAACGUCAUGAAGUGGACGUAACGUUUAUUUUUUAUCUCGCAAUGAAUACAUUCACGUUGUACAUACUCAGAAGAAUCCCCAUGCGGAUAUGGCUAGACAAUUUCAAGAAGGAGUACCGAAUGAUUCUAAUAGGAAACAAUCAAUCUUUAAAGAGACAGAUUGCGUUCCAGCCUGGAGAAGUCACGAGAAACUACAUAUUCCCCAGCAAUAGUUUCCAGGAGAUGAUGCAUCGGUAUCGAAAAAAAUUGUAUUUUAUUUCUUCUGUAGAUUUCAGAUCACCUGUUGACUAUAACCAGAUGACUGGGUACAGUCCUAACUUGACAGAUUGAUGUAGAUUAAAUUGAGGGAAUAAAUCCAUCUCUCUUAUAAUUUUACGUGAUGCAAAAUCCGUCCAAAGAAAAAAUUCAUCCCAGCAAAUUUUUCCGACUAGAAAAUCCGAAUGAAUUGAAUGCAUUGAAAUUUUAUUUUUCGAUCGACCUAAAAAAAAGGCCCUCCUUUCAUCCCAAUUUCAAUUGAAAUGUUAUUUAAUCUGGCAGAUGGAUUUCUAGAGCAACCAUCAAAUUGCUAGUGCUCCCAGCAAUCAAGGAAUUGAAUCCUAGCAUCGAUUCCCCCACAACUGACGUAA